UCCCUCUACGUCCUCCGCACAAAAUGUCCGCCACCCCUCCUAGACCCGCCGAGGGGCCCUCGCAAAGCAGCUGGCUGCCAGCAAAAUCAUGGCAUCACUUCGUUGCUGGCGGACUCGGCGGGAUGUGUGGGGCAAUCGUGACGAGCCCGUUCGACGUGGUAAAAACGCGUCUACAGUCAGACCUUUUCAAGGUGAAAGCGUCCACUGUUAGCUUAGCGGGAAACGGUACGGCGGCGGUAGUCGGACCACGGCCCAAUCUGCUAUGGCACUUUGUCGAGACUGGUCAUAUCCUACGCGAUAUCUACCGCGACGAGUCUCCACGCGCACUCUUCAAGGGCCUCGGGCCAACGCUCGUUGGCGUCGUCCCCGCGCGCUCCAUCAACUUCUUCACCUACGGCAACGGCAAGCAGAUCAUAGCCAAUCGCUUCAAUAACGGCGAAGAGAACUCAUGGGUUCACCUUACCGCCGCCGCCUUUGCUGGCAUCGCUACGGGCACCGCAACAAAUCCUAUCUGGGUCGUCAAGACGCGUCUUCAACUGGACGCGCACCGACCAGCGGCCAUACCAGCUGGGCAGUCAUUCUUUGGCGGGUCGAUCACGAUGUUCAAGAAAAUCUUGCGGGAGGAGGGCGUCCGAGGGUUCUACAAGGGUCUCAGUGCCAGCUAUCUGGGUGUGACGGAAGGGACGAUCCAGUGGGUGCUGUAUGAGCGACUGAAGGCGCUAACAGCUGGUACGGAAGGGAAGGGUGGAGUACAGGAGUGGUUUGGUAUGCUGGGGAGUGCAGGCACGGCCAAGUGUGUCGCGUCUCUCAUCACAUAUCCUCAUGAGGUCAUCCGAACGCGGCUACGACAACCACUCGUCGACGGCAAGAUGAAAUACACCGGCCUCGUCCAGACCCUCCGACUGGUCAUCGCAGAAGAGGGCGCGCGCUCUUUAUACGGCGGGCUCAGCGCACAUCUCAUGCGCGUCAUCCCCAAUGCUGCAGUGAUGUACUCCAUCUAUGAGGCUGUCCUGCGCAUGUCGUGAUCCCCCCUCUCUCCCUUCCUAUGAUUCCGGGUAUAAUUCUCAUGCACACGCUAUCGACUGAACUGUAUCCCCAAGUAUAAUGCGCCUCCACCCCUCACUCAGCUUUAUUACUUACCUUACUCACAACUCAUGUAUCAUUAUUGCACGGGAUAUCCGCUUAGUAUGCUCUAGAGUAGUCCGCGUUCACUGUAUAAUAUCAUUGGACAUUCGCCGCAAUGGUUUAG
Molecule: messenger RNA, 1249 nt
Organism: Trametes versicolor FP-101664 SS1
Lineage: Eukaryota; Fungi; Basidiomycota; Agaricomycetes; Polyporales; Polyporaceae
Product: mitochondrial carrier
Exons: 4
Coding region: 24-1025 (333 amino acids)
Biological process (GO): pyrimidine nucleotide import into mitochondrion
Cellular component (GO): mitochondrion
Molecular function (GO): pyrimidine nucleotide transmembrane transporter activity
Source: RefSeq, a predicted model, not a curated record